Molecule: messenger RNA, 588 nt
Organism: Acanthoscelides obtectus
Lineage: Eukaryota; Metazoa; Arthropoda; Insecta; Coleoptera; Chrysomelidae
Source: the annotation of a GenBank genome assembly
AUGUGUACUUGUGGUCAACCCAAUCACCCAGGAGAGCCGUGCAAUGAACAUAAGAAAUGUAUCAACUGUGAAGGACAGCAUGCUGCUGAUUCUAGAGAAUGUCCGCGGAUGAAGGAAGAAGUUGCCAUCCAAAGAGUGAGGACGCUAGAAAAAAUUAGUUAUCUGGAGGCAAAAAGGAAAGUAAUUAGCUCAUCUCCCCGGGUGUCAUACGCUCAAGUUACCGCUACCCCAAGUGCUACAGUUAAUAAACUUGUUGAAGAACUCCUUCCUCUGCUUUCAAAAACGAUAGAAACACAGAUUAAACAAACCUUUGAUAAAUUUGUAAAUAGACCAGUACGGACAUUGACACCUUUAAAUCUACCUCCUCCUAACCAAUACCUAUCGGAUACGUCUACUCAACCAUCUCUUUCAGAAAAGAGGAAACGUACUGUUAUCCAAAAGGAUAAUGCGGAUGAUCCCGCAGACGAUACUGACGAAAGCUUUCGUCACAAGCCAGCGGAACAUCCUCACUUGCUAAGAAAAAAAAGGGAUGGCCGAAGGGAAAACCCAGAAAGCCUCCAGAUGAUAAGACGAUUAGUUCCGAUGUAA